AGUGACCACAAGCCUAGCUACAUAUUAAUUAACAUGGGCUCUGACCUUACAACGAACUCAGGAAUCUUUGCAUCCAAAGCCAGGUCAACUCUGUUGGCCAGUUCAGUCGCGCUAACCUUUAUUUCUUGGGGACUUUUAUUAUCCCUUCAACCCGCUUUCUACCCGUCUGAAGCUGAGUCAAAAGGCUCCACUCCUGCGCAAUAUGGGUUGGUUUUUGGGAUCGUAAGCUUGGGCGGCUUCAUCUCAUCACCUAUUUUUGCUCAUUUUGGAGGCAAGAUCGGGACGAAAAUCCUUUGCAAUGUGAGUGGGUUUGUCCAAGGGAUGACAGCCUUGGCGUUUGGAGGCUUGGAGAAUGUGAACGAUACAUGGACAUUUAUUGGGUGCUCCUAUUUGUUGAGGUUUAUUGAUGGUGUGGCGAAUGCAGCCGGUUCCGCUGCAAUAGUGAGCAUUCUCAUGGCUCUCCUUCCUGGUUAUGAGUCGUCCAUUCCCGGCUGGACUCAGAUGUGUUUGGGUCUAGGAUACAUCAUUGGACCGGUUUUGGGUUCACUUUUGUUCGAAUUUGGAGGAUUUGGCCUGCCAUUUUAUAUUUUUGGUGGAAUUAUCCUUUUCUUGGCCUUUGACCUACUCUUGAUUGUUCCAAACAUCAAACCAGGCACUGCAGCAAGGGAUCAUAAAAGCCUGGCUCAUGAUUCCAAGCCACCUCUCACCAUCAAAAGCGUAUUCAAAUCUUUCAAUUUAAGCCUCCCGUUCUUCGACAAAUUCGUCCUCUACUAUGGAACCGGUAUUUUUGAAUCAAUGCUCCAGCCACACAUGAUAAAUUCCGAGGCUCAAGCUACUCAGUUUGAGGUCACCAUGGCGUUCCUUAUUGUGGCCGGGUGUUACAUGGUCACCACUCCAAUAACUGGUUACGUGUGUGAUAAAAUGAAGUGCCCAAUCUUGCUUUCAAUUGUUGGCAAUUUCCUUCUGUUCGCUUCAUUCAUCUUUAUUGGACCCUCCCCAUUCUUGGUUGGAUUGCCGCCCUCCGUAUCAUUGAUCUUAGGGAUGAUGCCAUUCUUAGGGUUAGGUUAUGGAUUGGUGUCCGUCUCCACGUUUUCCAGAGCCUACAAGGAAUGCAUCCGACAAGGGUACCGGGAUGAUGUCGAUACCUAUUUCGUCCUAACAAGUCUUUGGACAGCGUCAUUUCAUUUGGGCAACUUCCUUGGUCCUACUAUAGCUGGAAUCAUUGUGAACGCCAUCGGAUUCCCUAAUACCACUCAAAUCUCAAUGUUCAUGUUCCUUUUGAUGACCAUCCUGGAUUGCAUUCUGUACUACUUUGACAACAGAGGAUCUAUGACACAAAACAAAUAUGAAAACCUAUCUUAAAAUAAUUCUUACCUCAUUAUUCUAAUUUUAUAGCUCUGAACCAACAAUUGUGCACCCCAAAUACCCCAUGCCAAAUUGGAAUAUUUUCCCACGCAUAAGUUGCUUUGGGAGGAUGGAGGGGCAAAAAAUGUGCAUACUAAAUUUGCUAAUUCUAGCUUGGAAAUCUACCCGUGAGAAUGGAGAGGGUGCUUUAAGGAAGAUUGUGAAAUAAUGGUGGAAGCAUUGCGUUAUGACACAACUGUACCACGCCAGGUGUAGGUGACUCAAUUUAUCUGUUUUGGAAUCCCAUUUUCCAAUCCAAUUUUUCGAUCCCAUCACAAGUACCAACAUGAUUCCCUAGGCUUAUUUGUUACCCACUGAUGUGCUCAUGUUGGCCGUUUUCUUGUUUGUUUCCUGAUUUGAUUGAAAUUCUAGGAUAUUUGCCUGUUUGCAAAUAUUUGAUCCAUUUUCAAACAUGUUCAGUGUUGCUUAACCAACAUGACUUUAACAGAAAACUAGUUUAAUCGAUAUUUUAUUAUUUUGUCGUACCUAAGUCAUUGCCAAUAAAUUACUUGCAUUUAAGACUUCAGUUUUACUUAUGAAAAGGCAAUCUAGGACAAAAAAGCUGUUUUAAAUAUUUGACCCAUUCAAAAGAUUACAAGAUAUCUUGUUCUGACAUGCCUACUUUAAGGUAAAUCGAGCUUUUAACAACCGCAAGAUAUAUGUACAUCUGUUUUGCUCCGUUAAAUCCUUUAUUUUACAUGAACUGUUGAGAGAACUUUGCACACCAGCUUGAGGGAGCAAUUUAUCCAGUAAAAAACUGUUUUCACGCAACCUCCAAACUCUUCCAAAAUGAAGCGAUGUCCAGGCCUCAAUAAACGUCAAUCACGUUUUCUUUGAUCUAUUGAAUUGAACAAUGACAUUGCCCUCUUGUUGUCUGCCCGGUACACACUGUCCCCCUCCAUGCCUGUAGCACUCCUUGAGAUAACUCCUGGUGUUGAGGAUGGCAUGAUAACGUCAACGCAAUGCUACAAAUUGAUAAUCA
Molecule: messenger RNA, 2386 nt
Organism: Tigriopus californicus
Lineage: Eukaryota; Metazoa; Arthropoda; Copepoda; Harpacticoida; Harpacticidae
Product: MFS-type transporter SLC18B1-like
Exons: 8
Coding region: 34-1362 (442 amino acids)
Biological process (GO): transmembrane transport
Molecular function (GO): transmembrane transporter activity
Source: RefSeq, a predicted model, not a curated record